UAAAGGUUUAGAGAGAUACUUCCAAAAGAUUCGUGAAGACUUCAUGGCCAUCGAUCUGUCGAGCAAUAGAUUUGAAGGCAAGAUUCCAGAAUUUAUUGGGAACCUAGUAUUUGAAGGCAUCCCACCAUCCUUGGGAAACUUGACAAAUCUCGAAGCUUUGGACCUUUCACAUAACAACUUCUCGGGUGAGAUCCCUCCAUCACUGUUGCAGCUUUCAUUCCUCCAACAAUUCAGCGUCUCGCACAACAAUCUCACAGGUCGAAUACCGGUUGGAAACCAGUUUAGUACCUUCGAAGUCACUUCAUAUGAGGGCAACCUAGGUUUGUGUGGAGUUCCAUUGCCAAAGAAAUGUUCACGUUCUGAGGAGGGGCCUGAACUUCCACCUUCAACAGCAGAAGAAGAAGAUGGAGUUGAAUUGGAUUGGAAAUUUGCUGCGGCGGGGUUAGUGAGUGGGUUGGUGGUGGGAGUGGUUCUUGCAGACUUUGUGACCACGAGGUUCAGUGAGCGGUUCAUUGAGAUUGUUGCAUUUCUGAUCAGACUGAUGAGAAUGCCCAGAAGUUGAGUGAUCAGACAAUACAUGUUCCUGUUUGUUGUUUGUUUGCUGUUUGCUUGUUUUGUUGAAGAAAGGCUUCUUGUUUGUUAUGUGUAAUAGAUUUAUACACGAGGUUUUGUAAUAUUAAUGAAUGAAUAAUUUUGGAAUUUU
Molecule: messenger RNA, 703 nt
Organism: Rosa chinensis
Lineage: Eukaryota; Viridiplantae; Streptophyta; Magnoliopsida; Rosales; Rosaceae
Product: putative receptor like protein 25
Exons: 4
Coding region: 44-562 (172 amino acids)
Molecular function (GO): protein binding
Source: RefSeq, a predicted model, not a curated record